Molecule: messenger RNA, 180 nt
Organism: Sclerotinia sclerotiorum 1980 UF-70
Lineage: Eukaryota; Fungi; Ascomycota; Leotiomycetes; Helotiales; Sclerotiniaceae
Exons: 2
Coding region: 1-180 (59 amino acids)
Source: RefSeq, a predicted model, not a curated record
AUGAUUUCACCAGGUAAGGAAUCCGGCGAUAUUGGUCGUUCACAGCAAAUUACGGGUCAAUCCCUCGCCCCUAAACCGCAGCAUCAAUUUUCAGGAGUACUCUUGGCCGCAGAUACAUCCUUAGGUGAAGGAGGUAACGCCCACAACAUCCAGCUACUAUGUGGCCUCGUUCUGAAAUGA